AGUGCGGACGCCCUACAAACUCCAGGCCUCACCAAGUCCUUAUUUGCUCCUUGCUCAGACAUCUUUUUCCUGUAUGAAGUCGGCAUUAUGCUGGGUCAAGGUGGAUUUGGAGCCGUCUACGAAGGGAGGCGCCUGGAGGAUGGCCUUGAGGUGGCAGUGAAAUUUGUGAAGAAAACAGAGGAUACACAAUACAUCAACUUUCCCGAACCUCUUCCAAUGGAGGUCGCUCUUUUAAUCCUCGCAAACGAAGGCCCCAGAGUUCCCCAGAUAAUCCAGCUGCUGGACUGGAAGGAUCUGGGUGAAUACUACAUCAUGAUUCUGGAGCGGCCUAUUCCCUGCGAGGACUUGUUUGAUUUUGUGCAGCGCCACGGAGGCAGAAUCGACGAGGAGUUGGCUCGGGUUGUCAUGAGGCAGGCAACACAAGCCGCUUACAUGAGCUGCCAACGAGGGGUGCUGCAUCGGGACAUCAAACAAGAAAACCUUUUGAUCAACAGGGACACCCUAGAAGUCAAAUUAAUUGACUUUGGGUGUGGCGACCUCCUUCAAAGUGUGCCCUAUACCACAUUCAUGGGCACACGAAUGUACUGUCCACCCGAAUUUAUAACAGAGGGCAGGUACCACGGGGAGCCAGCGACAGUAUAUUCACUGGGAGUGCUCUUGUUCUCACUGGUUUGCGGGACAUUUCCAGACAGCGACGACCUGAUUAUGAUCAAUCUGAACCGUUGGUUCAUAGCUGGAUUGUCACUAGAUUGCUGCCAGCUGAUCUGCUCUUGCCUGCAGAGUGAUCCAACAGAGCGACUCGAUUUAGGCGAGAUUCUGCACCAUGAAUGGUUUAAGGUACUGGACUAA
Messenger RNA from Labeo rohita (rohu), 849 nucleotides. RefSeq names its product serine/threonine-protein kinase pim-2-like. The transcript is spliced from 6 exons. The coding region runs from base 88 to 849 and encodes 253 amino acids. Gene Ontology annotation, cellular component: cytoplasm. Lineage: Eukaryota; Metazoa; Chordata; Actinopteri; Cypriniformes; Cyprinidae. Gene Ontology annotation, molecular function: protein serine/threonine kinase activity; ATP binding. The record is from RefSeq and is a predicted model, not a curated record. Gene Ontology annotation, biological process: negative regulation of apoptotic process; regulation of mitotic cell cycle; protein autophosphorylation.